Vespa crabro (European hornet) is the source of this 3920-nucleotide messenger RNA. It is a transcript of the gene dnt, whose product is annotated as tyrosine-protein kinase Dnt-like. Gene Ontology annotation, cellular component: signaling receptor complex. Bases 657 to 2330 code for a protein of 557 amino acids. The transcript has 8 exons. Gene Ontology annotation, biological process: positive regulation of kinase activity; multicellular organism development; protein phosphorylation. Lineage: Eukaryota; Metazoa; Arthropoda; Insecta; Hymenoptera; Vespidae. The record is from RefSeq and is a predicted model, not a curated record. Gene Ontology annotation, molecular function: protein kinase activity; ATP binding.
GCGAGCGACGAGCCCAGCCGAGCCAUGGCGGCCGUGUCGCACACAAUCGCUCGUGGCUUUCACGAGGCGAACACGGUCGCUCCGUACGACGAAGAAUAAAGAUAAUUUUUGUUCAUCGUGUUCCUCGUUCCCGUCGUUCUCGUCGCGCAUUUUAUCCACGAAGAGAACAUCUCUUUCUCUUUCGUAAAGGACGAAAUUAGAACGUAGAAAGUGUCGUAGUGUAAAGCGACCUGUCAAAGAGCGCGCUCCUUUUCGUGAUUCUUUCUCUCUCCCUCGAAAGAUAAAGAGAGAGAGAGAGAGAGAGAGAGAGAGAGAGAAAGAGAGAGAGAGAGCGAGAGAGAGAAAGAGAGAAUCACACGACAUACACAUAUAUAUACACACACACAAACGAUACUUUGUCGCGUCGUGUCAGGCGUCGCGCGUGCACGACUUGGCAGCGCGACGCCUCAGUUUUUACCAGAAGAAAUGAUCCCUUUGAGAAAAUUCUUCUAAAGGGCUCAAGAACAAGAAGAAAAGAAGAACGAGAGAGAGAGAGAGAGAGAGAGAGAGAGAAAAGAAAGAAAAAAAAAUUAAAAGAAAAAAACUCUUCACUAUCUCUCUCCCGGGGCUACACACGUGUCAUCGUUGUUCCAACGUUUUUGACGGGCGCAGACGCGAUGUCGCUGCUCGAACUGACGUCGAUUCUUUUCCUCGUGCUUGCCUCACCUGCCUCGGGAUACUUCAAUCUUUUUCUCAGUCAGGCAGAAGUACGCAAACUAAUGGGUCUCCAAGCGGAAUUGUUUUACGUCAGAGAAGGUGUGAUCAAUGAAUAUGCAAUUAAAUUCGUUGUACCGGUUCCCGCUCAAGUUCACAAGUUGCAUUUCACAUGGCAAAAUCUCGCCGGCAGACCGCUUCCUUAUACGAUGGACGUUGAUAUCAGCAAUCCAUCGGCAUUGAGUAGCUCCCUGAACAUAUCUCAAACGGGGGAGAUACCAGUUGGUGUUUUACAAACUUGGGCCUUAGCUUUACAUUGUGGCCCCUAUGACGCCGAAGUAGACCUUAGCCUACGGAUAAAUGUUUCCGUAUCGCGAAAGAACACAACGAGUUUAGAAUUUAGACGGAAGAAGAUCUGUUUGAAAGAGAAGAGUGGCUAUACCGGACCCGAAGAGGUUUUAGUCGCUGCUUCGGGUUCUACUUCCGGUGGACAGGUGUUCUAUGCAGCCAUCGGAUGUGCCUGUGCCUUCAUCGCUGCCAUAUGCGUUCUCGUAGUGGCCUAUUACGUUCGAGAUAAGAAGACUCGAAGGCAUAGGGAUCCGUUACAAGAGUCCAGAGGUCUCAGUUCAGCGUGUAGCGUAGAGCGAGGAACAGGGGUUGGUCCGGCGCAAACCUUUCUGUCUCCAGAAACUCCGCCACCCUCAGCGUCUGGAGCAUCAGCAUCCACUUAUAGAAGAUUAGACGACAGACCUAGUCGAGAGCUACAUGAAAGAAUUCAAGAGAUCACGGUACAAAGAUGCAGGGUGCGUCUUCUCAGCAUAGAAAUGGAGGGCACCUUUGGUCGCGUGUACAGGGGUAGUUAUCACGAGGAGGGUGCUUCGUCUCCGAGGGACGUUCUAGUAAAAACAGCCGCCGAGCACGCCUCACAGUCGCAAGUUGCCCUUCUUCUACGAGAAGGUUUAGCUCUUUACGGCUUGAGUCAUCCAGCCUUACUCCCUGUUCUUGGUGUCUCGAUCGAGGAUAGAAGCGCGCCCUUCUUACUUUAUCCUCAUACCGGUUACAAAAACAUGAAGAGAUUCUUACUAAGGUGCAAGCUGAGCAGCGAAGGGCCACCGAGGGCUCUUACCACUCAGGAAGUCGUCGAAAUGGCACUUCAAGCUGCCAAAGGGGUUCAGUAUCUUCAUAGGAAACGACUUGUCCAUAAAGAUCUCGCUGCGAGGAAUUGCGUGGUCGAUGAUGAUCUACGAGUUCAAAUAACGGACAAUGCCCUUGCUAGAGAUCUCUUCCCUCAGGAUUACCAUUGUUUGGGAGAUAACGAGAAUCGACCAAUUAAGUGGUUAGCUAUAGAGAGUCUACUUGGUAAAACGUUUACCACUGCAUCAGACGUUUGGGCAUUCGGUGUUCUCCUAUGGGAAUUAACUACGUUGGCACAACAACCCUACGUCGAAGUAGAUCCAUUUGAGAUGGCGAGUUAUCUACGUGAUGGUUACAGAUUAGCCCAGCCGAUCAAUUGUCCCGAUGAACUAUUCGCGGUGAUGGCCUAUUGUUGGGCCAUGUCUCCCGACGAGAGACCUACCUUUGGACAACUCAUAAUCUGUUUGCAAGAUUUUCACACGCAAUUAACGAGAUACGUUUAAUGUUCGUUACGAAAAAUAGAAAAUAACUCGUUUAGCUUAUCGAACGAAAUCGAAGUAAAUCGUCUUUUUCUUUUUCUUUCUUUCUUUCUUUCUUUUUUUUGUUUUGUUCGAAAAGAGAGAUGUGUGUGCGUGUGUUUGUGUAUAUAAUAUCUGUUAAACAGGGUGACCAAUAUUAAUCUACACAAUAUAAAUAUUUCAAAAAGUAGAUAAAUAUAUAAAGAGAAAUGAAAUAUGCGAGAGAGAGAGAGAGAGAGAGAGAGAGAGAGAGAGAGAGAAAAGAAGAAAUGAAACAAAAUCAAAAUGUGUUCAUUUUUAUGUAUUUCAGUUUAUUUUCUUUUUUUUUUCUUUCUUUUUUUUUACAAUUCUACGUAAAAAGACUUUCCAAAUUUCAUUGUUCUUUUUUUUAUUUUUUUUUUUUUUGAUUUUUGGAUCACUCUGUAUAAAAUACUUGCUAUUAUCUCGUUCAAAGUACUUACUCUUGCAAAUUCGCACGUCGUUUUCACGUGUCGCUUAUUUUAUUCGAAAUCGAAUAACUCGAAUAAUCCAUGCGUUAAGUAUCGAUCCUAUCCAACUGCCGGCAAGCAUUUCGUCUUUCCUUCGCCAUAUCAGCCAUAAUACGUAGCCUAGAUUUGAGGGAAUGGUCAAGUAUGAUAUUUAUGUAAAUGAUAAUCGGAAUGUCAUGAUUAGGAAUAUCGAAAAGCGAUCAAUCUUCUUCUAUUUAUGAGAGAUUUAAAAAGAGCAUUUCAUCGAAAUAAAUUCGAUAGUCUGCAUAUAACAUAGUGUGUUGUAUGUGUGUGUAUAUAUACAUAUACAUAUAUACUAUAUAAAAUAGCAUUGUGCAUUUACAAUCAAUCAGCUUUUUGUAUUGCUCGAAUGAGAAAGUUUCGAAUGUUCGUAGAAAAAAAAAAGAAAAAAAAAAAAGAAAGAAAGAAAGAAAGAAAAAAGAUAUAAAAAAAGAUGAAAAAAGGGAAAAAAAGGAAGAAAAAAAAAUCGCGUAUACAUAGGAAAGAGAAAAAGAAUGCUUCCCUUGCCACGCUAGUCUUUCGACUGUGCCAAUUCCUUUUGUAUUUUUGUACAUACUUACUUGUAUUAUUAAUUCGCCGUGCGCACCGUAUAUCUAUAUAUGUAUAUUUAAUAUUAUAAAUGGCGUAAAUAAUCUUACGCUUAAAAAAAAAAAAGUCCAAUCAGAGGAAAAUAUGAAAUGAAAAGAUAUUCUUUAUGUAAAUAUAUAUAUAUAUAUAUAUAUAUAUAUAUAUAUGUAUAUAUAUAUAUACACAAACGACUAUAAAUUUGCGUUUAUUGAGUCGAGAGAAUCGGAGCGUUUCAAAAUAAUUUUAACUUUUUAUUAUUAAUAUCGCUGAGAAAUAAAGAAAAAAAAAAGAAGGUUAUAGGUUAUUUUCAUUUGCUUCGUUUCUCUUACGACUCGUCGAACUUAUUAUAAGUAUUCCUUAAGAAUCGCUAUGAAUGUACAAACUCGCCAGGAACGUUGCAAGUCAAGAAAAAAAAAAAACAUAAAUAAUAAAUUUAUAAUGCGAACGUAAAAAAAAAAAAAAAAAAAAAAAGAAAAAAAGGGGUUGAAAAAAAACGAAA